Molecule: messenger RNA, 5046 nt
Organism: Scatophagus argus
Lineage: Eukaryota; Metazoa; Chordata; Actinopteri; Scatophagidae
Gene: stk40
Product: serine/threonine kinase 40
Exons: 11
Coding region: 239-1549 (436 amino acids)
Biological process (GO): protein phosphorylation
Molecular function (GO): protein kinase activity; ATP binding
Source: RefSeq, a predicted model, not a curated record
UUUCCGUUGUCAGGUGGCGUUGUCGCUGUGGAAAGAUGCGAUCAGCGAAGAGCGGAGGCUUUUCCUUAAUUGCUCAUUUCGGUAACAGAGGCUAAACAACCCGAAACCAACCCUCUGUGGUCUCUCCUGCUUAAGCGAGAAGCUCCGCGCAUCCACCACAGCGUUUACCCAAGAAAUGUCGAUGUUGUAAGCAGACAACGCAGACUUUAUCCGGCGGUUUUGGCUCGAGAGCUCCAGUAUGUACAAGCGGCGCUCGUCGGAGAGGGGAGCUGGAGAGACAUCAGGCAGGGCCAGCAAGCUGCAGUGUCCUGGGAUAUCCAGCAAUAAUGCCAAGAGAGCUGGCCCCUUCAUUCUUGGGCCUCGCCUGGGCAACUCACCAGUGCCCAGCAUAGUGCAGUGUCUCGCCAGAAAGGACGGCACAGAUGACUUCUAUCAGCUCAAAAUCCUAACGCUGGAGGAGCGGGUGGAUUCUGCAGGGGAGACUCAGGAGGAGAGGCAAGGGAAGAUGUUACUGCACACAGAGUAUUCCCUCCUCUCGCUGCUGCACAACCAGGAUGGGGUGGUCCACCACCACGGCCUCUUUCAGGAUCGAGCCUGCGAAAUAGUGGAGGACAUGGAGGCCAACAAAGUGCGCAAGAUGAAGAAGCGCAUCUGCCUCGUGCUGGACUGCCUGUGUGCUCACGACUUCAGUGACAAAACAGCAGAUCUCAUAAACCUCCAGCAUUACGUCAUAAAGGAGAAGCGACUGAGCGAGCGCGAGGCCAUCGUCAUCUUCUACGAUGUGGUGCGUGUGGUGGAUGCCCUUCAUAAGAAAAACAUUGUGCACAGAGACUUAAAACUGGGAAACAUGGUGCUGAACAAACGGACUCACCGAAUCACCAUCACCAACUUCUGCCUAGGAAAGCACCUGGUGAGUGAGGACGACCUGCUGAAAGACCAGAGAGGAAGUCCAGCCUACAUCAGCCCUGAUGUAUUAAGUAGUCGGCCGUACCGUGGUAAACCCAGUGACAUGUGGGCUCUUGGUGUGGUCCUGUUCACCAUGCUGUAUGGCCAGUUCCCCUUUUAUGACAGCAUACCUCAAGAACUCUUCCGCAAGAUCAAGGCUGCUGAGUACUCCAUCCCAGAGGACGGUCGUGUGUCUGAGAACACAGUGUGCUUGAUCCGAAAGCUGCUGGUGUUGGACCCUCAGCAGAGGCUUACUGCAGGAGAAGUACUGGAGUCUCUCAGUGUCAUCAUUGCCUCAUGGCAGUCUGUUUCAUCGUUGAGUGGCCCCCUGCAGGUGGUGCCGGAUAUUGACGAUCAAGUUAAUCACCCAGAACAUCUGCAAGAGGCCAAGGUGAUAGAAGAGUCUUCACAGUACGAGUUCGAGAACUACAUGCGCCAGCAGCUGCUGCUGGCUGAAGAAAAGAACACUAUCCAUGAGGCCAAGAGCUUUCUCACCAAGCGCCAGUUUGGCAGCAUUCCACCUGUGAGGCGCCUGGGCCAUGACGCCCAGCCUGUCAGCCCGCUAGAUGCUGCAAUCCUGGCACAACGUUUCCUCCGGAAGUAGUCCCCCACCAACCCAUCUCGGUCACUCUGACCUCCCCAGGGAGUUCAGGGUCCUGCGGAGUCCAGAGAGGACUGAGGAGGAUAAGCCCCAAAACUGAACUCGCAUACAGGAGGCCCAGCCAAACCAGGGUAUAGACAGCCACAUUUGUAGGUGGGCUUUGGGCAAGCUAUGUGGAGCCUGUGUGAGGAGGACACCAGAACAAACUGCCAAUGUAGAACUUCACUCCUCAUGUCUGCAUCCUCUAGUGAAACAUGGAAGACCCGGAGGAAGAUCUGAACCAAAGGUUCCUUGCCCUCAGGUCACCUGCAGUCAGAUCUCACUGUGCAACCAACCUGAUGGCACAGUCACACAUGGGGCUAACACAAGGCUCUGCCUGAAGUGUUGAAGAGACAAUUAACCCCAUAUUCCUCCUCCUCCUUUUCCCUCCUCCUUUGAGAUCUCCCUACUGUAACAGUUCCCCCAUCAACUCUGGAUCCCCUGAGCAAUACAGGACCAGAAUCAUGUAGCAACCCUUUCUCUUCCUAGUGGUUAAUGGUAUUGCCUCAAGUCAGAUCACCUGAUCACAGAUGUCACUUCUCUAUACCUCCAUUCCACUCUCUUCCUCUGCCUCUUCCCACUCCUUUCUCUCCCUCUCUACUGUUUUCCUGUAUCGAAAUGAUCCAGACUGGUCCUGUCUGUUGACUUCAAAUCAAUCUACCUCUCUGUCUCUCUUCUGUUGGUAAACCAUGCUCACUGUUCUGAGACAAGGGAUUGUAACAAUGGAGUCUUGAUGCCACCAGUGACAUAAAGCAUUAAUGUCUUCUGUCAAAGUGAUAAUGCUUUGAAACCUUUUCAGUGGUUUCAAAAAAAAUCUGAAUAAGCUUUUUUAUCAUAUUUACCUUAAUAAGUAGCAUUUUAUCCCUACCUUUUGAUUGAAGAUACUGAAUAUCAAAUUAUGUGUACACACAUCCUUUGAUAUUUGCAGAAUGCAUUGUCUCCUUUUGCUCAUCCCUGUGGAAAUCUAUUUUUAGCAUCUAGGCAGCUAGUGUGAGGUACCUGGAAGUCACAAUGCCAAGAACUGAAUGGGGAAUAACUGCUGGAUCCUCCCUGCCAAGGCAUAUUGAUGGUGACGCUUUCUCAGUGCCAUUAUAGAAGAUCAGGCACUGUUGUGUUUCUAUUGCCAAAAAUCAUGUCUUAAUAUUACUCUUAGCCAAGGAAACCGGCACCCACAGCCCCAUUCAGAAUCAAAUGGAUUCCAGGUAUUCCUACUUCCCUCUUUUUCUUUAUCAAGACAGAUCAUGGGACAAGUUUGUUUUCAGUAUGAAUGUGAAUUAUCAUUCUACGCUUUGAUACGUCUGCAGCGUCCAUGAGUGUGUACGUGUGUGUUUUUCGGGCCAGGCAAAAUAAGAGUCUGCAGAACUGUCGAGCUGUUAACCUCUGACAGUCACAGACCCUUAAAGCUAUCCUCCAGUCAUUGUGUUCUGUUAUCUGGCCUGCCUCAGUGGCAGACACUGUGAAAACCAGAGCAGGCUUUUCCAAGACAGGGCUUGACUGAAUGUUUUUAGCAAUUGUUAUGAUUGCCGUGAAAGCUUUCUUAAGAUUGGAGAAUAUCACAUAUCUAUUACCAUUCUUAAGCCCUCUCUCUAGCUCAUCUUGUACAAGCUCAUAUUGUCUCACCAUGUUGGCUCUCUGUACAGAGAGGCUAUCUGGUGGCAGUAAUCGAUACUGUAAUAUUUCAUAGAGAAAUGAAAAUACAGACUUAUAGGUUUUUAAUUUAGUUGCUGGGUUUUGUUAGCUAUAGGUGCAUUUUUCUUUUUUUUUUUCUUUUUUUUUUGAUAAGGAGUUUUUUCAAACCAUGGCAAAGCUACUAACCAGUGACUGUUAGGCAUCUGUACACUGCAACUUGCCUUUGCAUAUUGGUAACUGCUUUAGGCUAUCUAGACUUCUUCCUAUUUAUAUUCAAACUGACUGCAUGAACAUAGGCUUGGGAAUAUUUUCAAAUGUCUUUAAAUCUUCUUUUUUUUCCUUGUAAUUUCACUUUGAUUUAUUUAUUCACUCAUCUAGCUUUCCCAAACCUCCCCCCCUUCAAACCACUGGGACUUGUAUCGCAGACAUUGAUCGUAGCCUGUCAAAAAUGUCCAUUUAAAUAGAAAUAUAUCCGAAGACUAGGUGCAACUUCCGACAGUGAAACAGGCCCCAAAUCUCUGCUCUCUCAGCUUUAAGAAGUGUUAACUCCAACAGUGGUUCUCAUUUUGAUCCUUUGAGCCACAUUCAUGAAAGUGUAGCAUCUACUUUUUUUUUUUUGUUUUGUUUUGGUUUGUUUUUUGUGUGUGUUUUUCUGUUCCUAAAUAAUUUUCUUGCCAUUUUGCCACAGAGUCUGUGGUCAAUUUAAGCUACACUAAUAACAAGACUGACUUUUGUUCCGUUUUUUUUUUCUUUUAACAAAAAAAGACAAAAUGAUACACAUUAUCCUGAUUUGGGGGGGGUCCAAACAUUAAUCCCCAUAAAUUCCCACACAAGGGUGCACUCUCUGGUCAGUAUGUAAAUAUAUACCACCAUGACUGCUCCAGUCAUAUUGUAUGUAGUUCCACCCAGUGAGAUACCAACUCUGUUUCAACACAUACCGAUUGACGUGCAUUAUGGGCCACGUUGGCCAUCAACCACCACAUCUGGAGGCUAAAAUAAUAUGUAAAGAAAGCUGUCGGCUUUCUCCCACCUCAAUGUGAAUUCCAUGGGUAUACAGCAGUAUUGUAGUAGUCUAGAUUGUUCAUCAGAAAAGGGUGUUUUAUUAACACCAUAGCCACUGCUGAAUGCUGACAUUAAGUGAUCGUCUGUAGAAAGUGUCUUAAGCCAUCUUCCGUGCCCAACUACAGAUUAGUUAGCAGCUACAGCUUGAGUAGGCCCUCGAUGUAGAUGGUUUUUUUCCCCGCCCCCCGCAAUCAAAAAGUGUUUCACUUUCUAGCUAGUGGAUUGUACCACAUUUGAUGUUUGUUUUACAGAGUUGUAUUGGUAGACUGCAGUGUGGACUGAAAAGCAUGGAAAUAGUGUGAGGUUAAACUCUGUGUAAAACAUGUGACCGUUGCAUGAUUGUAAACUUGCAAAGUGUGCCAACCAAUAGAGAACCUGCAGAUAAUUUACUCCUUUGGGUCCGACAAGAAACUACAAAGCAAAAUGGAUAUACCUGUUAAUUGGACGAAUAGUCAAAUGUUACUGCAAAUUUUCAAAAGUUCAUUUUUUAUGAUGAUUUUUCACCCUGCUUCUAAAAUCCUAAGUCGUCAGUAUAUAACCAAUAAAUUGCUGACUGUUUCAACUGGAAACUUGGUGUAGGAUAUGAAAAGCGGUGUAGCUUAUACCCAAUGGGAUAAUGUGUUGUAAGCUGCUUGGUCAGACAUGGGCAUCUAGACACAGAAAACUGCGUAAUUGUACAGAUGAAAAACACGUUUGUAUAAAAAACAUAUUUUUCUACUUCAUCAGAUCUCUACAUGCAUGUCAGCAAUAAACUUUGAUAUGGAAAUAUA